GUUAUGGAAGAGAUGAUCGAAACAUUUAAAGUUCCGACCGAUAAACAGAUGCUUUUGUUCACUCAUCUAAGACUCGCAAAGAGUUUCUCUAAUUAUAAACAACGCCUUCAAUGCGUUCAGGCGAGACUUCAGGCGCUCUCAAUCAUUGUGUACUGUCAGGCAAUGGCACUGCAAGAGAACGCGACUUCGCUUUUAUACAAUGGUUUGAUCGAAGAAUUAGUAGACGUUUUAGAGCUAAAUGAUAACAAACUCAUUGAAAUAAAAGCGGCGUCUUUGCGAACGUUAACGUCAAUUAUACAUUUAGACAGGAAUUCAAAGUUAAAUGUGAUAAUAGACGUGACGGGCGCGGCUUCGUAUCACGGCUUUCUCCCAGUCCUCGUUCGCAGUUGUAUUCAAGCCCUCAUUGAUGGCAACACUGAAUUGUUUCCGUUGCCGUUCGCGACCGCACUUUUCUCAUUCCUCUACCAUUUGGCCAGUUAUGAAAAUGGUGGAGAAGCGUUAGUACAGUGCGGAAUGAUGGAGUCGUUGCUGAAAGUAAUCAACUGGAAGGGCACCGAAUCCGAACACAUCACUUUUGUCACUCGAGCCGUCAGAGUCAUAGAUCUCAUAACAAAUCUCGAUAUGACUGCCUUUCAGUCACACUCUGGUCUCAACGCAUUUGUUCAACGAUUAGAGUAUGAGGUCGACCUUUGCCGCAAAGAACAGCCGUUUGUCAUAGAAGUCCCUUCAAGAAGAGAAUCAACUGAAAUGCCAUUAACUGAAUCAACCGAAUCGACUGCCCCGUCGACCAGUAGUGGUAUUACGCCGAUGGAAGUGGACUCUACACUAAACGAAGUCAACCCAAUAGCUUCACCCACACCUCUCCAACCGAUUAAAGAUAUUCAAUGUUAUCCCCAAAGAGCAGCACUUCUUAAAUCUAUGCUUAACUUCUUAAAGAAAGCCAUUCAAGACCCGGCCUUCGCUGAUGGCAUCAGACAUUUAAUGUACGGCAAUCUUCCGCGUUCUCUUCGGCACAUUAUCAGUAACGCCGAAUACUACGGGCCGUCUCUGUUCCUGUUGGCCACGGAUGUGGUCACUGUAUAUGUGUUUCAGGAGCCGUCGUUGUUGUCGUCUUUGCAAGAGAGUGGGCUCACAGACGUUGUCUUACACGCCCUACUCGUCAAAGAGGUUCCGGCGACUCGUGAAGUGUUGGCAUCACUUCCUAAUGUUUUCAGCGCUCUUUGUCUGAACAACAGAGGGUUGGAAGCAUUCGUGGCGUGUAAGCCGUUUGAGAGGCUCUUUAAAGUGCUUCUGUCGCCCGACUAUUUGCCAGCAAUGCGUCGCCGACGGAGUAGUGAUCCGAUGGGCGAUACGGCCUCUAAUCUCGGCAAUGCGAUGGACGAACUCAUGAGACAUCAGCCAAGCCUUAGAACUGACGCCACAUUUGCUAUCAUAAAAUUGCUCGAAGAGCUUUGCUCUUUGGGAAGUGAUCCCAACUAUGUUUGCUCUAAACCUACCGCUAAGUCAAACGAUACAAACGGCGCCAAUGCCAACGAAAUGGGUCGCGCGAACAGCACUCCCGUCGGCAAUGAAGUCGGCUCUUCGGAUGAAGAAGAGGAGGAAGAGGACGAGGCAACAAAUGCGGCCACAACUCUAUCCAUCAAAGCGGCCACCAGUGACGCCAAAACUCCAGUUCCUCUCGUCGACUAUAUUUUGAAUGUCAUGCGAUUUGUGGACGCGAUUCUGAGCAACAAUUCCACUGACGAUCACUGCCGGGAAUUUGUCAAACAAAAUGGUUUAUUACCACUUUUGAAUAUACUUCAGUUGCCUAACCUUCCCAUAGAUUUCCCGAUGUCUCCGGCAUGCCUUUCAGUGGCCAGUGUUUGCAAAUCAAUUCUGAAUUUAGCGCAUGAAAGACAAGUACUAACACUUGGUUUGGAUGCUCUGAACAAAGUUCUCGAAAAGUUAGAUUUACUGCACCGACCAUUGGAGCCGCCGGGAGGGAGUGUCCUCUUAGAAGAGCUGGUGUUGGCGUCGAGCAAUACCUCCAAUUGUGAUCCGUUCCAGUCAUCAUCACUCACACCACUGUUGCACUCUAUGUCUGCAGCGCACGCAUACAUAUUAAUGUUUGUUCACGUUUGUCGCACCGGACAGAGCGAUAUCCGUAACCUAUCCAUCACUCACUGGGGCUCUAAACUCGGGUCUGAGUCGUCUGUACACAUCACUGGUGUGGGAGAGCACUGUUUCGUUUGUCGCACCGGACAGAGCGAUAUCCGUAACCUAUCCAUCACUCACUGGGGCUCUAAACUCGGUCUAACGGUUCUUCAGGGUCUGAGUCGUCUGUACACAUCACUGGUGUGGGAGAGCACUGUUCUGUUAGCCCUGUGUUCGGAGUCGUCGGCGAACGCCAACUGGCAGUUCGGUCGACACCAAUUGGAAAGACUCACGAGUGCUCUAAACCUCAACGACGACAUCGAUGUGAAUGAUGUGACUAAUAGUGAAGUGAAUGGCUCGACCUCUUCUAACAUGGAAGUGGACGACAACGUGAACGACAGCACAACAGUCGACACCAAUAAGAAGAAAAAGGGCGCAAACACUACUCAAUCCAAAAUGACAGCUCAACAAAAACAAAUUAAACCAUUGCUUACCAGUGCUUCGCGUUUAGGUCGAGCUCUCGCCGAGCUUUUUGGUCUUCUCGUCAAAGUAAUUUAUGUGUCGGCUCUCCAAUCAGACACCGACGCAGUCAUCAUAGCGUUCAAAACCAGCCGUCAGUGCCUUCAGUUCGUUUGUCGCACCGGACAGAGCGAUAUCCGUAACCUAUCCAUCACUCACUGGGGCUCUAAACUCGGUCUAACGGUUCUUCAGGGUCUGAGUCGUCUGUACACAUCACUGGUGUGGGAGAGCACUGUUUUGUUAGCCCUGUGUUCAGAGUCGUCGGCGAACGCCAACUGGCAGUUCGGUCGACACCAAUUGGAAAGACUCACGAGUGCUCUAAACCUCAACGACGACAUUGAUGUGAAUGAUGUGACUAAUAGUGAAGUGAAUGGCUCGACCUCUUCUAACAUGGAAGUGGACGACAACGUGAGCGACAGCGCAACAGUCGACACUAAUAAGAAGAAAAAGAGCGCAAACACUACUCAAUCCAAAAUGACAGCUCAACAAAAACAAAUUAAACCAUUACUUACCAGUGCUUCGCGUUUAGGUCGAGCUCUCGCCGAGCUUUUUGGUCUUCUCGUCAAAUUAUGUGUCGGCUCUCCAAUCAGACACCGACGCAGUCAUCAUAGCGUUCAAAACCAGCCGUCAGUGCCUUCAGUUUCUGCCAGAAAUGUGGCGAAAUCUUUGACAAAAUUACUCGCAAGUGGUCUUUCAUGGCAACCGCCCUCCACUUCUCCGAUCCCUAAGUUUAGAUUAACGUUUUAUAUUUGUUCGGUUGGAUUCACAUCACCGAUGCUUUUUGAUGAGCGCAAACAUCCCUAUCAUCUGAUGCUUCAGAAGUUUGUGUUAUGCGGAGGACAGGACGCCUUCUUUAAUACAUUCAAAUGGGCGAUAACUCAAGAUGGAAAAGUGCCUGCGGCUGACGGCCUCGAACACGCCGACCUGCCAGAGGGCGCCGGAGAGUUCCUCGACUCGUGGCUAAUGCUUCUCGAAAAGAUGGUAAACCCGCGAAUGGUGUUGGAAUCGCCACAUACUAUGCCUACAACCAAAACGGGUCAAGACUUCGAGCCCUUCAAUCCCGUUCAAUACCUCAUUAGAACACAUCGACGCGCCUUUGAAUGCAUUUCUCAUUUGUGGGACAAAAAGCCGCUCAAAGGCAUCAAUGCUGACCAUUUGCAACAACUCAUGGAUAUGGGCUUUGGACGCGACGUGGCGUUAGACGCUCUGCUCCAGACCAACAGCUUAGAACAGGCCACCGACUAUCUGCUCAGUCAUCCCGGACCCAGACAAGUGCCUGGUUUGGCCACUGAUUGGGAAAUGUCUGAAGAGGACCAAAUGAUGAGAGCGAUUGCCAUGUCUUUGGGCGAAAACAUCACAGUCAACGACGAAGAGGGAGAGACCUCUUCCGCCAGUGAGUUGACGACUGACGUGAAAAUGGUUAACGAAGAGCCCGUCACUAAAGAACAGAUGGAUGUGUUCACCGAAAGCAUCCUUUCGGGUUGUUUACGACUAUUGGACACAUUGCCGGACACUGUCUAUAGAAUAUGUGAUUUAUUACUGGCUGUCGCCCAACGAAAUGGCGAGAACUGGUGCUCACAAAUGAUUCGCCAUUUGUUGCGUGAAAUCAAUUUAAAUGUGACUAAACUUAUCGAAAGUACUUGUUAUAUGCGCGACGCCGACAAACGCACG
This is a messenger RNA of Medioppia subpectinata, 4323 nucleotides long. The record is from the annotation of a GenBank genome assembly. NCBI's taxonomy places the organism in Eukaryota, Metazoa, Arthropoda, Arachnida, Sarcoptiformes, Oppiidae.